AUGUCGCUUCGUCGCUCUGACAGUCCCAACAGUUGGGGCACGGCAUCUGGUGAAAUAAGGUCUUUCUCUCCUGGAGUCAGUGUCGUCAAUCGCGACUCCUUUAGCGAUGCGUUGACGCAGAUCCUGAGCGAGCUUGAAGAGACGCUUUUGCAAGCGCAUGAGCUCAGCAUGGGCUCUGGUCGCAGGCGAUCAAGGGUCGAAGGCAUGGACCAGUCCAGCGAGUCCGCCCUGAAAGAGGGUCCGGCUCCGAAACUUAGCUUCCGUGCUGAUCCGAUCCGCAUUCGUCCAGUGGCCUCAGACGGAGAGAACUUUACGGCACCUCCAAGGAAGCGUAGCAGUGUCUGUCGAAAAUCUACCAGCUCAGCUCGCAACCGCACAAGGCAAAGCUUUGCCAACCCGAAGCUGUCAGCGGUAGACCCAAGGAGCCUUCACAACACUAUUGCCGAGAAGCGCGUCUCGGAGGAGUCUGAAAUGAAGGCAGCAUAG
Symbiodinium necroappetens is the source of this 486-nucleotide messenger RNA. Lineage: Eukaryota; Dinophyceae; Suessiales; Symbiodiniaceae. The record is from the annotation of a GenBank genome assembly.